This is a messenger RNA of Porites lobata, 3115 nucleotides long. NCBI's taxonomy places the organism in Eukaryota, Metazoa, Cnidaria, Anthozoa, Scleractinia, Poritidae. The record is from the annotation of a GenBank genome assembly.
AGCGAACUGUAUCAAGCAUGGCGCUUGGCUUUAACGUAUUGUUAUUUGUCUGUGGUAACUUGUUCUGAACUUCGCCGACAAACCUUCUCUGCAUUUUCAUCCACGAAAAGCCUUGUAAUGCCAACGGUUGUGCUCCUCGAUGUUUCACUUUCAAUGCUACGGCUUGUCCAGACGCCAGACGAAGCUCUUGUUGAGCGUAGACAUCUAGCCAUCCGUGGCCUUCACACCUUUUUCGAUCACUUGUCCAGCAAGUUCAAGUUAGAAUUUUCUGCCUUGUUAGCUUUUUCAUCGCUAUGGGAGAUCGUUGUGCCAUUCACGCGAGAUUAUCAGUCUUUGAAGCAAGGUUGUGUUACGGUGGAUGUGUAUGACAAGACUUGUUAUGAUAACGGAUUCAGCGGUGUCGUCGGCCAUGUUUUAGAGGAAUGGGGCACAUCGGUUCCCUGUCAAGUCAUUUUGGUCACCGAUGGACGCACAGGGUCAGGGCAAGGCUCUCUCAGAGACCUUCUGGAAGGAAAGAGAAGGGACGAUUCCGAGCAACCAAGUCCUUUUCCUUUACCCUUUCCCUGUAAAAUACACGUUAUCUGUAUUGCAACGGCUAAUGAAUUAGGGGCAGAUUUAAUGCUGUUUCAAAGGCUUUGUGAUUCAGCUGGUGCAGGGGGUAGUGUCUAUGUGCCAGACACACCAUUAAGUGUCCAAUCAGUUCAGAAUGUGUUCAUGCGCCUUGCACAGACACACUACAUUAACUAUGAGGGAACCCUAUCUUGCGGACAUUUGCAGUCCAAAGUUACGUUAUCUCCACCACCAGACUUGACAAGCGUACUUGAAAGAUCUAAAAAAGCCAAAGGUCAGGAGAAAAACAGGAGGUUGCCAAGUGAAUUAUCCAUAUGUGGUUUUCUUGAUGUGGCAGAUGCUGGUAGUCCCCCACAUAUCUCACGACAUCUUGUCAUACCGGUGCCUUUGUCCUCAGCGGAUGCUAAGGAUAAAGAAGGGGGAAAAGACGCUGUGAAAGACAGUGAAGAGGAUGGGAAGACACCCUCCUUUUGUGUGCUUCUGCAUGGAAGUCUGAAAGUGGAGAAGAUGGUGGCUAUUGUUUCAUUUGAGUGAGUAGAGACAAUAAGAUGAUGGUUGGUCCGGUCCCCGGGGGUGGGGGGGGAUACUUUAGGACUUUUUGGGUGGGGAUGUGCAGUUGGGACCCUGGAUCCCUUAGCCUAUACCAGAGCUAGUUCAAGUGAAUUUUGUAACCCUAUACUAGACUAAACUCCUCAAAUCUCCUCCUAUCCUAGAGUAGCUGUUUUCCAGAAACAACUGAGGCCAGCCAAAACAAAACCGAUUUGAUUUUUUUUUAUAUUCUUGAGUGGCAAUUCCCAGUUUCCCUAGUCUAGACUAAAAUCUUCAGCCAACUGAUCAGUUUAAAUGGAAAAUGAUACCCUCUUCUAGACCCAAACUCUCUGAUUUAUAUACCCUGUCCCAGCAUAAACUGCUUGAAAACCAUACCCUUCACAGCGGCACAUACCUAUAUAGCCCAUAUACAGCAGUACCAUGCCCAUGCCAGUUAAAAAGAUGGUCAAUGCAGUUUACUGAGUAGUACAAUUGAAUUUGAUUACACUUGUCCACUGGAUAGCACUAUCCACCUUUGGUACAACUGGGACAGGAUCUAAACAACACCUCUAUGCUUUCAUCUUAAGGUGAUGUUGGGAAAUAAUAAGUAACUACUUUUUGACUGUUAAUAAUGUUUGCAAUAUUGUUUUUGUAGCUCUGACUGGUUUGGGAUGCUUCACUCAUGGGCAGACAGCAAGAAGAAAUCCAACCUAGUGUUAACAAUUUUUAGGCCUGGAGAGAGCAUUUCAUGGCUUGGAAACAUGCAGAAACUGGGCCCUGCGGCAGAGCUUGAUCCCAAUCCAUAUCACUCAACGGAUAAUGAUGAGGCAGAGACCACGCCCUUUCCAGUGAUGCCAAACCAAAGACGUAGUUAUAAUUCACAAGCCAAUGUAGUUUGGAUUAAGCCCAGUGGAUUACAGGUACAUAAUUAUAUUUGUAGGGAGUUCUGGGUAUAGCCCUAGCUUUUACGUUGAGAAAAAUGUGACACUGCGUAAAUACAAAUUUCUGCAAAAGUUGUAAAAUUAAUGUGUUUUCCCGAUAAAGAGAUUUUUCUUUGAUUGCCACAUUAAGUCAAUAAAUAAAAUCUCUAGAGGAAUGAUAAAUAAAUGCAUAUACUAGAUAUUUUUAACUUUUAUCAUUGUCUUUAAUCUAUUGUUCAGUGGUUUUAGCAGUACAGAUCUUCUUAAUCUCCAGAUUUGUGUUUGCUAUCAUUUUAGUCUGAUGUCCAAAAGCUGUUGCGUUAUGCUAAGAGGCUUCCGGACAAACAAGUACAGUUCUACAAGGUUGGUAACCUGUAAAUGCUUGUGCAAGGGGUUUAAGGCCUGGGUCAAAGGUGUGUUCGGAACAUACGAAUGAUUGGCAAUAUCUCUCACUAGGAGACCUAGAACAAAAUGUUUUUUUCCCCAGAGGUAAAUAUUGAGGUUUUCUUGUGCCUGAACCAUGUCAUGUGACCAAAAAUUGAAAAUGAAGGAAAUUGUUGAAUUGUUGGCCAAUUUCCUUUCUUUGGAUAUGAGCUGCCCAUAACCGCCCAUGUGGAUCCAUGCUUUAGUGCUGGAAAAAGUAGUCACCUGACAAGGUGCAACAAAAGUUCUUUCAAAUAGCCCAAAGUUAGUGGAGUGACUGAAUAUUUUUAUCAUGAGUUGCCUGACAAGUUAUGUAAGGUACUACAACAGUUUUAUUAACUUAAUUUUGGCCCACUGCUCCUCAGAGCUCGCCUCCUAGCUGGUAAUGUUCAGCUACAACUAACUUGCUCUUCUUGAGACCGAGAAAACUUACCACUCACAUUUAUUUUGUGAAUUGUUUUACUCAGGAGCUGAACAGACUGCGGAGAGCUGCUUUGUGUUACAGCUAUCUGGGUCUGCUUGAUGUGCUGGCAAACAUGUUAGACAAAGAGUGUCAUAAAGCCACUCCCAAAGUAGCCAAUCAUUUGCGAUAUGCAUCGGAAUGCCUUCGGGCUGGACCUAGCAUGGAUCUUAACAAGCCCAUCACCCCUUUACAGGAGUAGUUCUUCAGUCAA